UUUUUAUAGCAUAGUAAUCUAUCAGUGGCGCUGCAGUGUUAUAACUUGUGUAUAGGACAUGUAAUUCCGUUAAUCAUUAGUAUAGUUUGUUUCUUGUAUUUAAAGUUGAAUUAGAAUAAUCGUUAUCGAUGCUUCAAUUUGAUAAGCGAAGAAGAAUGUUCUGAGCUGUGUGUUUUGCGAGAAAUACACUUUCAACACUGUACAACGCACUCUAAAAAGAUUUCCAAUGCAACAUUGAACAUGUAUAGUAUACUAUGUAACAAUUAUUCAUUUUUCAAUUGCAAUGUUAGUAGUUGCCGUUAUCUCGAUUUCUAAAAAUAUAUCUUCAAUGAAAUUUUAAAUAAUUCGAUAUACUGAAAUUUAUAUAAGAAAAAGAUGGUACGAAUAAAAUGGUCUUUAACCAAAGCACCUAAUAUUCUUAAACUUAACUUAAAACAAAAAUGGUGGCGUUUUCAAAUUAUUAUAAAAUCUUUAUUCUAUAAUGAAUUUUUAAAUUGGAGUUAUGUUUGUGACAUACUUCUAGAACCAAUGUUCUGGUUUGUAGAAAAUUUUACUGCUUGUCUAGGACCGGUAUUUGUAGUAAUGGUAAGCCUUUUAACUGCAAGUAUCGUGUACAUUGCAUAUUACAUUGGUCUACCAUAUUGGUGGGAAAAGAGUCCAUUGAUAACAAUAAUCCUCUUAGUUAUUGGAAAUUGGUUAUUAGUAAAUGUAUGUUUUCAUUAUUAUAUGGGAGUAAACGUCCCAGCUGGUUAUCCACCGGAAGGUGGUCUUAUACCAGAGGCUGUGAGUAUUUGUAAGAAAUGUAUUAAACCAAAACCACCCAGAACACAUCAUUGCUCUGUAUGCAACAAAUGUAUUCUUAAGAUGGAUCAUCACUGCCCAUGGUUAAACAAUUGUGUCGGUCAUCAUAAUCAUAGAUACUUUUUUCAAUAUAUGGUUUUUACAGUACUUGGUAUUUUAUUCAUAAUGUUAUUUGGUGUAGAAAUAGCAUAUCAAGAAUUCUUUCCAGCACAAGAACCAGAAUUAGAUGGUCAUCCAGUACGCAUUAAUAAUUCUGAGAUAAUUCCUGUGUCUGAAUCACUAGAUCACCUAAGUGAAGAGGAAUUAGCUGAAAUAGCUAAACAAGCUGCAGAUACAAGCAUUAAAGAAUGGAACCGUCGACUCAUAGUUUUUGCAGCGCUAAUUUGCGUGGCUACUUUUGCAGCAUUAGGAGCUUUAACAUGGUGGCACGCAAAUCUCAUUACUAGAGGAGAAACAAGUAUAGAAGCACGUAUAAAUAGCACAGAAACACAAAAAUAUAAAGCACUUGGUAAAAUAUAUCAAAAUCCAUAUAAUUUUGGACCAAGACAAAAUUGGAAGCUGUUUCUAGGUCUAAUUGGGAGAAGUUGGUGGCAUAUACUUUUUCCAUCUAAUCAUGGACCAUAUGGAGAUGGUCUCACAUGGAAGACCAUUCACGAUACAAAGAUAUCUUGAGUAUAAUUUUCAUGCCUAAUACCGGCAGAAGUUACACUUAUUAUUUACAGUCACCCUGAAGUCAUUCUUACAGAUUAAAAGAUUUUCUAGUCAAUCUAUAUUACAACUAUAUAGUACUAUGUGCACAUGUUUCAAACAAUAUUAGUAUAAUCUGAAAAUAUUAAUGUCAUCAUAAAAAUAACACUCACUUUGUACAUUAAUAAGAUUAUUUGAUAUGUACAUACAUUGAUAGAUAACACUUUACUACACUUUUAAACAUUAUUAUCAAAUGUAUUUUUAACUUUUAAUCUUUAAAUCAGUCGAAAUGUUGCUGGGAAAAUAAACAAUUUUUUAUCUUUGCAAA
Bombus pascuorum is the source of this 1816-nucleotide messenger RNA. Its product is annotated as palmitoyltransferase ZDHHC16A. The transcript has 6 exons. Gene Ontology annotation, molecular function: palmitoyltransferase activity. Gene Ontology annotation, biological process: protein palmitoylation. The record is from RefSeq and is a predicted model, not a curated record. The coding region runs from base 376 to 1473 and encodes 365 amino acids. Gene Ontology annotation, cellular component: Golgi apparatus. NCBI's taxonomy places the organism in Eukaryota, Metazoa, Arthropoda, Insecta, Hymenoptera, Apidae.